ACUCCACUAAUUUAACAUCAGCUCAAGGGAUCAUACAAAGCCACUGAUGGAAAAGAGGUGCAAGUAUCAAGUGAGGUGGUUCUAUUCAAAAGGAGCAUUUCUUGUUCUACUGUGGAAUUUACUUUUCAAUGCGGCUGUGUGGUCUUAUGUGACGAUGUUGGGAGAAAGAAUCUUAUCAGAAGGCAUACAUUUAGAGAGGAAUACUUUUUUUCGAGUGUUCUUUGUACUACCAUUUCUAGUUUAUGUUACCAUCCCACUUGUAGGAUGGUUAGCAGAUGCUAAGCUUGGAAACUACAGAGUCUUGAAAUUUAGCUGCUUCUUUUUAGUAGUCGCAUCGAUAACCAUUUGCAUCAAUAUUCUCUGUGAUACUAAGAUGAACUUCAGUGCAUUACAGUACACACGUAAAGUCAUAGUAGUGCUAGCAUAUGCAGUGAGUGUAGCAAGUACAGCAGUUUGUAUAAUAACAGCCUUGCAGCUUGGUCUAGAUCAAAUGCCAGAUGCUUCUUCCACCAACAUUUCAAGUUUCAUCAGUUGGUUUAUGUUUUCACUCAUUUUUGGAGGUUGGAUUGCUGACUGGCUAUCAAAUACUCUCCUUCAUUGCAUAAACUCUUCGACAAUCAAUGAUAUACAGAAAGUGCAACUGUUUAGCUUAUUUCCAGUAUUGUGUUUGGUAAUUAUUUGUUCUACGAUGUUUUUGUUAGCUCCAAAAUGGCUAAUUAUAGAACCAAAGUCGCCUAAAGCCAUCAAAACCAUCUAUCAAGUUCUCAAGUUUGCAGCCAAGCACAAGGCUCCUAUUUAUCGCAGUGCUCUCACAUACUGGGAGGAAGACGUACCCUCUAGACUAGACCUGGGGAAGACAAAAUAUGGUGGUCUAUUCACUACAGAGCAAGUUGAAGAUGUGAAAACUUUUGUACAAAUAAUUGUGAUGUCUUUCCCAAUAUUCCUCACCUUAACUGCGUGUUGGAAUAUUUUACUCACACUAGGCUUUACAGCGGAUAGCCAUGUAGGAGUGUUAAACGAGGAAAUGCUGUGGCAUCUUACUGUCUCCAACACUACUGACAAUUGUACAUCGAGCAUCAUAUACACUUUUAGUUUCAGCCAUUGGUGGAGUGGUAUUGUUACAACAGUUGUCUACGAAUUUGCAUUGUAUCCAUUCAUAAGAAACAUAGUACCCAGCUCUAUGCGACGAAUUGGAGACGCAACUUCUGGCUGGCUACAUGAUGUUUCUAUUGUUUCUCUCACUAUCUCUGAACUACUUUGUUGAAAUGCUACCAAAUGAAAUAUAUUUGCCAAUAUACACUCUCCCUUCAAUAUAUACUGCACUGAGUGUGAUUGGAUUGGUCCUGUACUGCCUCCUGGCUCGCUGGUACAAGAGGAGAGUUAGAGACGAGGACUACAAUGCACACAGAGUGGUGGAGGAGGUCUAUGAUCGAUACCUCUCUCAUGUACAGUAGUAUGUAUAUAUGCAUGUGUACCUUUAGAUGAGAGUCAACUGAUUACGUCCAUAA
This is a messenger RNA of Halichondria panicea, 1508 nucleotides long. RefSeq names its product solute carrier family 15 member 4-like. The transcript has a single exon. The record is from RefSeq and is a predicted model, not a curated record. Gene Ontology annotation, biological process: transmembrane transport. NCBI's taxonomy places the organism in Eukaryota, Metazoa, Porifera, Demospongiae, Suberitida, Halichondriidae. Gene Ontology annotation, molecular function: transmembrane transporter activity. Bases 47 to 1264 code for a protein of 405 amino acids. Gene Ontology annotation, cellular component: membrane.